AUGGACAGUGUGCGAUGCAAGCCAAUACCCAAGAAGAAGUCAAUUUUAUGGGUAAUCAGGGUCGCCAAGGUUGGCCAAUUGGCUAAGAAGUUGGAGGAGAAACCUGAGAAGAAUUUUGGGGCUAAUAUUGAUGGUAACCCUAAAGAGGAAUGUAAUGUCUUUAUGACUAGAAGUGGUAAGAUGAAGGAAAAAGAGAAGCAAUUUGGACAGUUCAUGGAGAUCUUCAAGCAAUUGGAGAUUACUGUACCCUUGACCGAAACACUACAGCAAAUUCCUGCUUAUGCAAAACACUUGAAGCAAUUCCUCAGUAAGAAGAAGAAAUAUUUAGAUGAGGAAACAAUUGAAGUGCAGGGUAAUUGCAGUGCCAUUAUGCAGAAGAAUCUCCCUCCAAAAUUCAAAGAUCUUGGAAGUUUCAAUAUCCCUUGCAUCAUUGGGAAUCAUGACAUAGGAAAGACUCUAGUUGAUUUAGGGGUUAGCAUCAAUCUGAUGCCCCUAUCUAUGCUCAAAAAGAUUGGUGGUCUAAAGGUCAAACCUACAAGAAUGAUCUUGUAA
This is a messenger RNA of Vigna umbellata (rice bean), 552 nucleotides long. The record is from RefSeq and is a predicted model, not a curated record. Lineage: Eukaryota; Viridiplantae; Streptophyta; Magnoliopsida; Fabales; Fabaceae.